AUGGUCACCACUGUCGCCGAGACUCUUCAACGAGAAGUUGACACUGCAAUGCAGGAGGCGGCGCGGCAACGCGGAGGCCUGCGACGACACGUCACUGCUGCUUGUGACCGCAUCCGUCGGCGGCAGGCACUUGCGCGUGCGGAGGCCCUCACGCCUUCGUUCCGUGCCGAUCUCUUGCGACGUGGCAGGGCCAUUCAGAAGAACCGCACCCGCCUGCUGCAGACGCUGAAGCGAUUUGCAUCCGUGCUUCCAGCUGGUGAUCUUCGCGAACGGUGCGGCCGUCCCAAUGUGGUGGUGGUUCUUCUUGCUGUGCAGGAGGCAUUGCAGGUGGAAGAGGAGCUGGCACACUUGUGGCAGCCGCUGCCGAGCGAAGAGGCGUGGUGUGAAGUGUGCGCCGCUCUGCGGGACAGUGGCAGUCGCGCAGAUGUGCCCUCACAGCCGCUAGUGGGGUCCGAGCUGCGAGAGCAUCAGCAGCAAGAGCGGUUGGAGGCGGCGUUGGAGCAUCUGCUCGUUCCGUCCUGCACGAAGGCGGGGACGGAAGAGGAUGAGGCAGCAGCGGAGGCGGCGUCUGCGCCACUCGGCCCGUGGAUCGCGCUCCCGUGCUUCUGCACCGUGACACAUUUCUGCGGCCACGACCAACUGCACGUGGUGGCGGCUGCAGCGAAAAGUGGUGGCGGUGGCGGCGGAGAACGAGGAGGCGCGGAGGACGAGGAUGCGUUGCACGAUGCAGCGGCGGAGGCGGAGCGAAGUGUCUCGGGCGACGGAAGAAUUGCGCAGAUGGCCCUGGAUGUCGCCGCGGCGCACCUUGGCAGCCUCGGUGGCCAAGCCGGCAAGGAAGCUGACGAGAGGGAUCUGUCGGGGGAUUACGGCGAUGAGGAGGCGAUGGAGGAGGCACGGCUGCGGGUGUCCCUGGAGGUGGCGGCGAGGGUCACAGCGUGCAGAUAUGCCGUGGAGUCGCUGGCAGCAGGCGAGGAUGGUAUUUUGUUGGACGGCGUGACGACUGUGACUGCGGCGGCGCCCCUCGCGGUGCCCUUCACGGUGCUUGUGUUGCCGCCGAUGGAGCAGAUUUUCUUCUGCAUUGCAUACACUGUGGGCGCGGCAAUUCUGCGGGAUGAACAGAGGGAGCGGCGUGCGUCCGCCACCACAGCUGAGACCGCCAUUGCCGUCGGCGGCGACAAUGAUGUUGGUGGUGCUGGCUGGAAGGGCGCGUUGGAGCGGUGGAUGCGGCAGGAAGGGUCUAUCGGCAAUGCGAGCGGCGCACCUGUUGGUCCGCGCCUGCUGCAGUAUCUACUAGACUACGUCUUUUCCCCCGCUGAGUGUGAAAGUCAGCGGAAGGGUGCGGCGGUGUUGGUGCAGCCAAGCACGGCACGGCGGUGGCUGGGGCUCGCGUUGGGAACAGCAUCCGAGGAGGAGGCUGCCGUAGAUGCCAUGAUGGCCCGCUACAUGAAGCGACACCGAAGUCCGUGA
Trypanosoma rangeli is the source of this 1467-nucleotide messenger RNA. RefSeq lists its product as uncharacterized. NCBI's taxonomy places the organism in Eukaryota, Euglenozoa, Kinetoplastea, Trypanosomatida, Trypanosomatidae. The record is from RefSeq and is a predicted model, not a curated record. The transcript has a single exon. The coding region runs from base 1 to 1467 and encodes 488 amino acids.